CGCACUGCCCGUAUCGGGCUCGGUCCACACCCCGUUUCCCCUCACCGCUCUGCGGGCCCAUUCUGGCUCGCGCCGAAGGUCUGUUCUCGCGGCCUCGCUUCGGGACGCUCCAGCCCCAGCUGCUUCCUUGGCCGACCGGGAAAAUAUUAAACCUGCCGGGAGGGGAGGGGCGGCGGCGGCCAAUGGGGCCGGGCCUCAGAGUUUCGGGCGAUACUGGGCGGCGCGGCCGGAGCAGAGAGCCGGGGGUGAGGCGGGGUAAUGAGUGCCGGCCCGACCCCUGCCCGGUCCCGGCCCCCUCAGGAGCAGCCGGGGGUCGCCCUUCUCUAAGAGGUCUCGACUUCGCUGUCCGGCUGGCUAGGGGGAUGUGGCAGGUCAAAGGAAAAAAACCGCCGCGAUCUUAGAACAAAAACCCAGGUGGACAUCUGGGGUUGGUUUGCGUAAGACUGCAAGUUCGGCCACUUGGAAAUUGUGAGGGGCAGUGACAAAAAUGCUGAGCUUCUUCCGUAGAACACUUGGGCGUCGGUCAAUGCGUAAACAUGCCGAAAAGGAACGACUCCGAGAAGCUCAACGAGCUGCCACACACAUUCCUGCAGCUGGAGACUCUAAGUCCGUCAUCACAUGUCGGGUGUCUCUUCUGGAUGGUACUGAUGUUAGUGUGGACUUGCCGAAAAAAGCCAAAGGACAAGAGCUCUUUGAUCAGAUAAUGUACCAUUUGGACCUUAUUGAAAGUGACUAUUUUGGACUGAGAUUUAUGGAUUCUGCGCAAGUAGCACAUUGGCUAGAUGGUACCAAGAGCAUCAAAAAGCAAGUAAAAAUUGGUUCGCCCUAUUGUCUGCAUCUUCGAGUUAAAUUUUAUUCCUCAGAACCAAAUAAUCUUCGUGAAGAGCUAACACGGUAUUUAUUUGUUCUUCAGUUAAAACAAGAUAUUCUCAGUGGAAAAUUAGAGUGUCCCUUUGAUACAGCAGUUCAGCUGGCAGCUUAUAAUCUGCAAGCUGAACUUGGUGACUAUGAUCUUGCUGAACAUAGUCCUGAACUUGUAUCUGAGUUCCGGUUUGUGCCCAUUCAGACUGAAGAGAUGGAGCUGGCUAUUUUUGAGAAAUGGAAGGAAUACAGAGGUCAAACACCAGCACAAGCUGAAACCAAUUACCUGAAUAAAGCCAAGUGGUUAGAAAUGUAUGGGGUUGAUAUGCAUGUGGUCAAGGCUAGAGAUGGGAAUGACUAUAGCUUGGGACUAACUCCAACAGGAGUCCUUGUUUUUGAAGGAGAGACCAAAAUUGGCUUAUUUUUUUGGCCCAAGAUAACCAGAUUGGAUUUUAAGAAGAAUAAAUUAACCCUUGUGGUUGUAGAAGAUGAUGAUCAGGGCAAAGAGCAGGAGCAUACGUUUGUCUUUAGAUUGGAUCAUCCAAAAGCAUGCAAGCAUUUAUGGAAAUGUGCUGUGGAACAUCAUGCGUUCUUUCGUCUCCGAGGCCCGGUCCAAAAGAGUUCUCAUCGAUCAGGAUUUAUUCGACUAGGAUCACGAUUUAGAUAUAGUGGGAAAACUGAAUAUCAGACCACAAAAACCAAUAAACCAAGAAGAUCAGCAUCCUUUGAAAGAAGACCCAGCAAACGAUAUUCUAGAAGAACUCUACAAAUGAAGGGAAGUACUGCAAAACCUGAAGAACUCAGUGUUCACAAUAAUGUUUCAACCCAAAGUAAUGGCUCCCAACAGGCUUGGGAUGUGAAAUCUACUCUGCCUGUGAUUCCUUCUGUUCCCUCUGGUCCUGUGCUGGCAGAGAUAGAGAAUCUUCCAAGGAAUCCUGGAAUAGACCAGCAUGACAGGAAAUGCUUGCCUCUGAAUAUUGAUUUGCUAGAUAGUCCAGAAUUACUGGAAACAACCAUUGAUGAUAUAGUUGGGGCACCUGACACUCUGGAAAUACCCCAAGCGCCAGAUGAAGUUAACAUAGUCACCAGGCAAACUGGAUUGGAAGGAGCUAAAGAGGAAUGCAGGACAUUAAAAGAGGAUUCACAGAAGCUCAAACACCUUGAAGUGGAAAGCAGUCCAUUGCCAACUUCUCGUCCCAACGUUGAUGUCAACAUCAACAACCAGGAGGAGGUGGUGAAGUUGACUGAGAAAUGUCUUAAUAAUGCCAUUGAGAGCCCAGGAUUGAAUGCCAGAAGAGUUCCUCCUGACUUGAAGAGUAAUAUUUUGAAGGCUCAGGUAGAAGCAGUGCAUAAGGUUACAAGAGAAGAUAGCUUAUUAAGUCAUAAAAACACCAGUGUUCAGGAUGCUUCCACAAACAGUGCUGUAUUAAAUGAGAAUAAUGUGCCCUUCCCUGAAGAUUCUCUUGCUCUGAUGCAUACCACACCUGCAGCAAAUGGUUCUGUUCUUAAGGAUGCCACAGAUGAAUUGGAUGCCUUGCUUUUAUCUCUAACUGAGAAUCUAAUGGACCACACAGUCCCCCCUCAGGUAUCUUCAACAUCCAUGAUCACACCACGGUGGAUUGUACCACAGAGUGGUGUUCUUUCCAGUGGACUGGCAGGAAGUGGACCACCCUUGGCAGGGAAGGAGGGACAUGGUAACAGAGAAGUGGUCUCGCUGAUUUCUCCCCCAGCACCAUUCUUGGUGGAUGCUGUGACCAGCUCUCUUCCAACAUUAGCGGAAGAAACAGUCUUGAAGCAAAAGUGUUUACUGACAACUGAGCUCUGAGGGACUGGCUCCUUCUCACCUGUAACUGGAAUAUUCAGCGCUCUGCAGCUGUCCGUCCUUGAAUCCAUUUCUGUUGGAAUGUUCAGAUUCUGGAGCUUGUCCUUAGUUGUGAGUAAAAAAGCUCACCCAAAUUUGACUUCAACUCAAUGAAAAACAUUUUCCGUCCAGCUGGAAGGGUUUAAUUACACUACAUAUUUGCCCGAAUGAGGGCAUCUGGUCUUUACUUUCUAUAAUUGUAUUUAAGUUGUAUAUUCUGAAACAAGGCAAUUAUUUUUCCCUGUUGUUUCUUCGAACUCUUGGCUCCAUCUAGUGGUUAUAAUUGUUCAUAACCCCUCCAUAACCUGGCUGUCUCUGGUAGUCAGUAAUAGCCUUUUGAAUGUUAUUUCUCUCUCUAGUAUCAGGAUGAGUAUCCUUGAUCUGAAUGCCUGUUAGCGAAGUUCCCCUUAUCCAUGCAGUACUGGAAAUCAGGAGUUUAGGAAAUUAAUGAGGACACCUUGUAGGUAGUUUGAGGCCUCAGUGUUUAUAAUUACUACAGUACUAAGAGAAGUUAGAGUACAGAAGGUUUUCAGGUGUCUCCUAUACUUUUGGCUUCUUACUGGCUAUCUUAGUACUCCUAAGUUUACGUUAAGGUAAGCUAAACCUUGAGAAGAAUACAGAGAAAUCAGUUGUGCAUAUUUUGCAUCCUGGUUUGUUGGUUUUUUUGUUUUGUUUUGUUUUAAGCCUUGCUUCCCCACAGGAAGCCCUCACAUGCACCACACACAUACUCUCUAACUUUUCAGCUGGAUGGAGACAACAGUCACUUCUCCACACUGGCACUGAUUUGGAUAUAGACUUCAUUUCCUUUUAAUAUAAGCUGAAUCAGUUUAGAAUUUAUAAACUAAACUAAGCUAAACUAAACCAAAAUACCAAGACAGAAAUAGGCAAUUGGGAGUUGAGGGGGUUUUGUUUCUUGAACACCUAUUCUGAAACUGUACUUAGCAUACUGUAAGAACGGGUAUCUCACCUUACAUUAGGAAUUUUGUGUUAAUUUUAAAAGGUCUCUAAUUCCUAAUCACUUCGGGUAUAAAAAAAAAAAACUGUAUGUAUGUAAAAGUAGCACAUUUGCAUAUAGAAAAUGAAGAAGAGUAUAAAAAUAACCUCCUGCAAUCCUGACUUCCAGAAGAACACUUGUUUUAGCUUUAAAAAUUCAGAAUGCAGGAGGUAAUCUGCAGUUGCUGUUGGAAAUCAGGAUGAGGUAGAAACCAUAUUGGUAUCAUUGUUGUUAAUCCCUGUGAUCAAGGAUUGGUGUCAAACCAUACCACCUCGAAUUUGAUGUUUAGUUUUAUGCCCUGUAUUAUGUAUAUAACUGGGUGUUAAUUUAUGUUGCUCAGCACAAAGAGAACAUCCAGUUGUGUGAUAUUUAAAACUCCAUGGUUUGGACUGUCCUGUGUUCCCUGUAGCAUAGUCAUGUGCUAGGCAAACACACAUUAGUGUCUGGAAAGCUCAGGAAUUUUAAUCUUGUGCUGUUUCCCAGGGAGCUGUAGAGUUUGGAAACCACUUUUGCACAGAGCAACUUUGCUGAAGGAAAGAAAAUUGGCACUUCUUGCUGGCUGCUUCCCCUUAGCCAUUGUGCCGAGCUUGUGAAUUUCAUUGGUGGAACUCUUGCCAAUUCUUAAUUGUAAAACAAAUUUUCUCACAGCUGUAAGUGACACGCAGAACCAAGGACUUGACCAGGGGCCUGACCCAAAACAUGCGGGACUGGACAUCCAAAUUUUCAGGGUGCUGACAAUUCUAGAUGUACUGGAAGGUUGAAGUUGUGCAUCUAACCACAGAGCAGCUAAGGUAUUACUAGCUUGGAAGGCCUAAACUUCCCGUCCUGUUUAGGAGGCAGCACCAUCCUUAUUUUAAACUUUUUACAAUUUAAGAAUAAGUUGCUGAAUAUAUUCUAUAAUCUUUGUGUCUUUGGGUACCUAUAUUCUUGCCAGUUGGCAUAUUGAAAAGGACUUCCUUAAAAUUUACUUUAAUCUCAGGCUAAAAGGAGGAAAUUUUGUCUUUUGUCCUGACACAAACUGGUGAACAUGGAAAUUAAUAUUUUAAUGAUGAAUUAGCCCUCGCAGUUUAGAUACCGGUCAUGUAUAACUUCCCUGUCAUGACUGCUGCUGGUGCCUUCCCCAGAGCUGCUGUCACACUGAUCUUGUUCUUGCUCAUCUGAGAGUGGAGGGGAGAGAAUGGCAAGGCUCAGGAUAUCUGGUGAAUGUGUCUGAGAGGGAUGGGAAAAGUCUGUCCCUGUGAUGAGAGAGAAGUUGAUAUAUGUGCGUCAGUAAAGAAUGUGAGCAGAGUGAGAUUUGAGAUAAUAGUGCAUAAGGCGGCAGGUCGGUUACAUCAAAGUGGGAGGAGGGACAGCUCUGGUGGCAUGACCAGCUGUUGACCUUCAGGGCAUAGUCCUCCCCUACAAAGAUUAAAACCCACCUGCACAUCCGAGAAUCAUCUGAUUAACUAAAGUUCUGAUCCUCAGAUGAGAUGAAAGAACCUUACUGGCUGUUGAAAACGACAGCUAGUUGGACAGGAAGUUUUUCUCUAGAGUGAGGUUCCCAUGCACCUUAGUAAGUGUAGCUAAAAAGAAAUAUUGGCAACAUUUAAUUGAGUCAGAAGUAAUGAGAACUCGUUUGAAAAGAGAACAAGAACAAUAGUUGAUUUGAGGGCUCCAGCUAGAAAGCUGUUCGCAUUCUUCCGUUUGAAGGUAGUUUGGAGGUGAUUUAUAGCUGAGAUAACUGAGCCAGAUUGGCAACAAAUAACAGAAGGCUUUUAGCCACAGGCUCAGCUGCUCUGUGGUUACUUUCUUCCCAGAUUUUCCAGUACCAGAUUUGACUGUGGUAACUCAUUAGGAUCAGUGAUGAUGGAACUUGUGACUGGGAGCAGAUUCGAGGCUGGUGCUGAGAGAGUGGCAGGGCUUCUUUUGUUGUCUUGCCAGGCCUCGUGGGUCUGUGGGGCUUGCAAGGACUAGGUUGGUGCUGCUGCCCGUGUGUCACGGCUCCCCGUGUGCUCUGCCCCAGGAACACUUAGUACAGUGCCACGUGGUCAGCAUCUGCUACAGGCCUUGGGGGCGCGGAAAGGAGAGGAACCUCAAAUCAGGCCGUUUGAUAGCCUGGGUAGGGGAAGGAACAAUUGGCAUGAUGGUUUAAAAUAAGAGUGGUAGGUUUCAGCUUUCUGCCCUUGACUCUUCUUUUAAACUUGUGAAAUGAUAAAUGAGAUCCUGCUUCUUAACUGUUGUUGGUAGUAUCACCUUCGUAUACUCUGGAGGGGCUCAUUGUUCUUCCAUGCCUGCCCUUUGAGAAACACUGCUGAACAAAGCAAUCACUGGGUUCCUUUGGUCUUGAUAAAUUUAGACAUACCAUUAACAGCUUUCCUAAAAAGUUUAUAUUGUUUUAAGAAAAAUUCUGUUUAAAAAUAUUUCUUACAGCCUACUGUUUAUCUUCACCUUUAUCUGUUUUUGCACAAUCACAGAUGCUCUGUGGGCAGUUAAGGGUGAAAGCUCUUGGGUGGUUGCUUGCAUCUUGACUGCUUGUUCUCUUAUGCUUCCCAAUUCUGGCUAAAACCAGCACCCCUGUCUUCUCUUGCAAAAGGUCCAGAAUGAAAGCUCAGGGGUCACUUCAGAGACUCUGUUAGAGCAGAAUUAUUUGGCAUCACUUACAUUGAGAAAAAUCUUCCAUUUUUUUUCUGUAAGUAAGGGUCUUGAGAAGCAAAGCUCUUGUCUUCUCACUUAGAGCAGGGAUGAGCAAAGGUUUUCUGUGAAGAGUAGAGACAGUUAGUACUUCAUGGCUCAGCUGCACUGCCGAAGCACACAAGUGGACAGACAAUAGUAUGCGCAUGGGCUGGCUGUGCUCCACUCGGUGCAGUUACAAAGACAGGUGCCAACUCCCAAGUCCACACUUGGUGGUGUGGCACCGUGGCUCCCUGGGAGGCAGAGGAGUACUCACAUAGGUUCUGCAACAGCAGCUGUCACGUGGAGGCACCUGACAUUUCUAGACGUUGCCAUCCUCAUUUGCACACGGACAAGGUACAGUCCUGGGUCUCCCAGCUCUGAGAGUCUUUGGGAGGCCUCACCAAUUUCUAAUCAGUCUUGCCCUCAGCCUUUCAGUUGCUUCGAAGCCUGGAAUCUUCUGCAGACCGAAGAAUGUAUAUUUCUUUAUUAUUUGUCCCUGUUUCCUCUCAAAAAUGUAAACACUCUGGGUUUUCGAUGAUCAGAAGAAAGUUGGAAUCUUUUCCUAUCUGUCAGCCUUCAGUGAGAUGAAGAAGUUUGUUUGGAUUAUAGAAAUUUGUCCUGAGCCAAACUCUGUCUGCUGUGUUAGCAUAUUGGUAGAGCUGUAAUUAUUUCCAGUUCUAAGGUAGGAUACGUGAGUCUCUUCAUCAUGCUGCUUGAGACAAUGAUUCAGUCACUUCCCAGAAUUUCUUUUUAUCAGGGAGGUGUUUUAGUACAGACCCCUUGCUCUUCUUAUUUUUGUGAGUGUAUUUUCUUUUCUGGAUAUGAUAGUUGAAAGGACCUCACUAACUAUUUUGUUUACUUUUUAUAUGUGUGACACUUUGCAGUAGCUUUUAAAGUGUAAUUUAUUUUUAUAUCAAGUGCACUAUUCUUCAUUGUGUUCCACAGUUUUAUAUGACUUAUAUUAGAAGCACUGCACUGAACUGACUAUCUAUAUACUGACAUGAGAACUGUAGAUGCAACCACAAAUAAAGCUUUUGUGAAACAUUUA
Molecule: messenger RNA, 7416 nt
Organism: Mustela erminea (ermine)
Lineage: Eukaryota; Metazoa; Chordata; Mammalia; Carnivora; Mustelidae
Gene: EPB41L5
Product: erythrocyte membrane protein band 4.1 like 5
Exons: 25
Coding region: 488-2686 (732 amino acids)
Cellular component (GO): cytoskeleton
Molecular function (GO): cytoskeletal protein binding
Source: RefSeq, a predicted model, not a curated record